UCCGGCCAGACCUGUCGACCCGGUGGGACCUCAGAAGCCCCGCCCGACCCCGUGACCCCGUGACCCCGUGACCCCCGCCCGACCCCGGAGCGCGGCAGAGCUGCUAGCCGUCACCGCCCAGCGCAGGCCGUGACCCCUGGAGGAUGCUCGUCAGUGCCCUGCUACGCUGUGAGAGGCUGCCCUUCCCGCGCCUGGCCUGGGCCUGGGCCUCCUCCUGGCCGACUCCCGGGAGACCCAGAGGAAGAGGCCUCCUGCACACGCACCCCACAGCCCCCUCGGACAGGACUGCCCCUGUGUUUACCCGCGCCCUGGCCUUUGGGGACAGGCUUGCCCUGGUGGAUCAGCAUGGCCGCCACACCUACAGGGACCUUUAUUACCGCAGCCUCCGCCUGUCUCGGGAGAUCUGCAGGCUCUGUAACUGUGUGGACGGGGACCUCCGGGAGGAGAGGGUGUCCUUCCUGUGCGCCAAUGAUGUCUCCUAUGUCAUUGCCCAGUGGGCCUCGUGGAUGAGUGGCGGCAUCGCGGUCCCCCUGUUCCGGAAGCACCCGGAGGCCCAGCUGGAGUACUUCAUCCGGGACUCGCGGAGCUCUGUGGUUGUGGCCGGCCAGGAGUACGUGGAGCUGCUGCGCCCAGUGGUCAGACGGCUGGGGGUCCCGCUCCUGCCUCUGUCGCCUGCCAUCUACCUUGAGGCAGCAGAGGAGCCGGCAGAGGGGCAAGAGCAGGGGCAGGAGUGGGAGUGGCGGGACCGGGGCGCCAUGAUCUUCUACACCAGCGGGACCACAGGGAGGCCCAAGGGUGCUCUGAGCACCCACCGCAACUUAGCAGCCGUGGUUACUGGGCUGGUCCACGCUUGGGCAUGGACCAGAGACGACGUGAUCCUCCACGUCCUCCCUCUGCACCAUGUCCAUGGCGUGGUCAACAAGCUGCUCUGUCCACUCUGGGUGGGAGCCACCUGCGUCAUGCUGCCCGAAUUCAGUGCUCAGCAGGUCUGGGAGAAGUUCUUGAGCUCUGAGACUCCCCGGAUUAACAUGUUUAUGGCGGUGCCCACAAUAUACGCCAAGCUGCUGGAUUACUAUGACCAGCACUUCACCCAGCCUCACGUCCGGGACUUUGUGCGUGCCGUGUGUGAAGAAAACAUCAGGCUGAUGGUGUCAGGCUCGGCGGCCCUGCCCACCCCUCUGCUGGAGCAGUGGAAGCACGCCACUGGCCACACGCUGCUGGAGCGCUACGGCAUGACUGAGGUCGGCAUGGCCCUGUCCAACCCGCUGGCCGGAACUCGCCUGCCAGGUUCUGUGGGGACCCCGCUGCCGGGAGUGGAAGUGCGCAUUGUCUCUGAGGGCCUGCAGAAGGAGGGCUGCCCCUACGCCGUCCACGCGGAGGGAGACGAGAGCGGGACAAAGGUGUCCCCRGGGUUUGAAGAGAAGGAAGGGGAGCUGCUGGUCAGGGGACCCUCUGUGUUCCGAGAAUACUGGGACAAACCAGAAGAGACAAGAAGUGCGUUCACCGCGGACGGCUGGUUUAAGACAGGGGACACUGCUGUGUUCAAGGAUGGCAAGUACUGGAUCCGAGGCCGGACCUCAGUGGACAUCAUCAAGAYGGGAGGCUACAAGGUCAGCGCCCUGGAGGUGGAGCGGCACCUGCUGGCCCACCCCAGCAUCGCAGAUGUGGCUGUGAUUGGGAUUCCAGAUGUGACAUGGGGCCAGCGGGUCACAGCUGUGGUGACUCUUCAAGAAGGACACUCAUUGUCCCUCAGGGACCUCAAGGAGUGGGCCAGGUAGGGCAGGGGCCCAGGAUGGAGUGUCCUGGGGACUGAGAGGGGCAGAGUGGACUGUCCUGGGAUGUGUAAUGACAGGGUGGACCAUCCUGGGCAAUGAGGAGAUGGCCCCGGUCUUGGCAUUGUCCCUUUUAGAGGUGGACAAGAGGAGCAGCCAGGCCAGCAGUGAGGCCUGUGGGCGGUGCUGUCUCUGAGUGCAGACCUGGAGAGAGGACACCCCUGCCCUGACAGGAUGCGGCAGAGGGGCACGUCCUGGGCCCUGGGCCGUCCCUGCUCCAGGGUCAGUCUCAGAUCGGCAGCAGGCCCUCCCCUUCUAGACCUGCGGAGCCAGGCCCCGUGUCCUGAGCCCCCACCCCUUCCCCUUCCCGUCCUCAGGGUGGCCCCAGCUGCUCGUGCCAUGCUGGCCCCUUGCUGGCCUGCAGCAGAGCCUCCCCUGGGCCCUCCCCAUGCUCCCCACAGGCCRCUCUCCUCCCGCGUUGGCCCCGGUGGGUUCAGGCACCCCAGGGACCACCCGGGCCUGGUGGUCCCGCCCAGACUAGGCUGAGCUGUCCUUCAAGGCCAGGCAGGAUGAUGGGGACCCUCUGGGACCUUCGGGGCGGAGCCUCAAGGGGCCAGCAGACUAGGCUGCAGCUGCGGCCCAGCUGUGUCCCGAGCCCUCCCAGACCAGGGCCUCCCACUCUCGCGCUCUGCCCAGCCCGUCCCCUCCUCCUCCGGCUGAGGUGGCUCYGGCUCGUCCAGAACAGUCUCCAGCAGCGGGAGCCUGUGCUGCGUCGGGGCAGUUGGCGUCCCCGAGGGCAGC
Urocitellus parryii (Arctic ground squirrel) is the source of this 2573-nucleotide messenger RNA. The record is from RefSeq and is a predicted model, not a curated record. Lineage: Eukaryota; Metazoa; Chordata; Mammalia; Rodentia; Sciuridae.